This is a messenger RNA of Drosophila persimilis, 814 nucleotides long. RefSeq names its product enoyl-CoA delta isomerase 1, mitochondrial. NCBI's taxonomy places the organism in Eukaryota, Metazoa, Arthropoda, Insecta, Diptera, Drosophilidae. Gene Ontology annotation, biological process: fatty acid beta-oxidation. The record is from RefSeq and is a predicted model, not a curated record. Gene Ontology annotation, molecular function: enoyl-CoA hydratase activity. The transcript has a single exon. Gene Ontology annotation, cellular component: mitochondrion.
UUUGGUGAUAGCGAUGUUUUCCAGACUCUUGAGCUUUGUGGGCCGCACAGGCCGCAGACGUCUCAUGUCCACCGCUAUCAAGCUGACCACCGUGGAAGUAAAUGACAAGACCGGCAUUGCCACGCUCACAAUGUGCCGUCCCCCCGUAAAUGGACAAAAUUUGGAACUGCUAUUGGAUAUUAAAUCAUCCAUUAACGAAAUAAAGAACAACAAUAGCCGUGGUCUCAUAAUAACAUCCGUAAGACACUCUUUAAACAGGAUACGUACCAGCAUAAUUAUAGUAUUUAUUCCCAGGCUAGUCCGAAGGUAUUCUCUGCUGUAAAUGUAUUGAAAUGAAUCACAGGGCCACGCCCCAGCAGGAGGAUGUCUUCUGGCCACAGCCUGCGAGUAUCGUGUUAUGGUGCCAAAUUGUAUAAUUGGACUGAAUGAAACCCAACUUGGGAUUAUUGCGCCCAAAUGGCUGGUUUCGGGCUAUCUGAACAUCCUGCCAAAACGAGUGGCAGAGCGGUCUCUCACUCAGGGUCGCUUGUUCACCACGGAUGAAGCCUUGCAGGAGGGCCUGAUCGACGAGAUCGCCAACAGCAAAGAGGAGGCUGUGGACAAGUGUGUCGCCUUCAUAGGCACGUUCGCCAAAGUGAAUCCCGUAGCCCGUGCUCUGACCAAGCAACAGUUCCGCGCGGACAAUUUGCGCCAAUUCCAUAAGGAACGCGAACAGGACGUGGAUGAUUUCCUGUCCCUGGUCAACCGGCCAGAGGUGCAGAAGGGUAUAGCCAUUUAUCUCGAAGGUCUGAAGAAGAAGGCCAACAAGCAAUGA